Molecule: messenger RNA, 1272 nt
Organism: Physella acuta
Lineage: Eukaryota; Metazoa; Mollusca; Gastropoda; Physidae
Product: MFS-type transporter SLC18B1-like
Biological process (GO): transmembrane transport
Molecular function (GO): transmembrane transporter activity
Source: RefSeq, a predicted model, not a curated record
AUGAAAAUUCAGCUUUGGAAAUGGAAAAGUACUAAACUCACCCGCAUCGGUGCCAAGUUUCUCUACGUGUCCGGAAUACUUGUAUCAGGAACAUGUGCCAUACUGUUUGGGUUCCUUGACCAGUGUCCACCAGGAGACACGUUUGUCGCCAUGUCUUUCAUCGUGCGGUCUGUCGAAGCCCUGGGCGUGUCGGCCUUCUCCACCGCAAGCUUCGCCAUCGUCUCCAACGAGUUUCCCAACCACAUCAGCUCCGUGUUCGCCACUCUAGAGACAUGUAUAGGUAUAGGGCUAAUGACGGGUCCAACAAUAGGGGGCGCCUUGUAUGAGGUUGGUGGGUUUGGCCUUCCCUUCUGGGCUAUAGGAGCUGUCAUCUGUAUCAGCGGGUUGAUGGUCUUCACAUGCCUGCCACCCCCAGAAGACAACACAUUGAAAAGGAAGGGAUCCAUUUUCUGCCUACUGAAAAGCUUGCUAGUCUGGGUGACCAUCUUAUCCCUUCUGGCUGGGGCUAUUGGGAUAUCGUUCAUGGACCCAACCUUAUCAGAUCAUCUAGACCAGUUUGGAAUCUCAACUUUAGUUGUUGGUCUUUUCUUUGUUAUCGCCCCUGGACUGCACGCGCUUAUGGCCCCUGUUUGGGGAUAUUUCAGUGACACUAAGGACAUUCAGUCACCGCUACUGAUCAUCGGGAAUGUUGUUGGGGCCAUCGGUUACCUGUUCAUUGGUCCCACCCCGCUGUUACCUUUCUUACCCAGCGAACUGUGGACGGUCACGGUUGGGCUAGUUUUAUUUGGUUUCACGGUUGGCUGCUCUAUCGUCCCUACCAUGAAGCUUUUUGUCAUCGGCGCCAGGGAACUUGGACUACCUGACAGUCUAAACACGUAUGGUCUUGUAUCAGGACUUUUCAACUCAAUGUUUUGUUUGGGAGCUUUCAUUGGACCAACAAUAGGAGGCGCCUUAGUUGAACAGAUUGGGUUCUACUACGGUUCGACGCUCAUCUCAGGGUUUUAUCUGUUCGUGAUGAUUAUCACGGCGAUAUUCUUCGGACUACGGCGACUACGUAAACAACGACUAGAAAACCGAGAGACAGAUCUAACAGGACACGUAGAAUCAAGUCUACACAGGACCCUAGGACAACAGGACAACAGCGUGAGUCUUACUGACCGCCAAGCAGACGAGAGAGGCCACCAGGCAGACGAGAGACGUCCUCUACUCUCCAACUCAACGCACAUCAAAAGUUUCGAGACUUCUUUCUCAUCGACGUCCUACUCACGUUAA